AUGCCGGACAUCACCCUCAGCAGUCGCGAUCGUUUCCGGUACUGGGCGUAUUACAUUCCCUUCCUCACAUGGUUUCCCCAAUAUCAACUGAGUUGGUUCCGCGGGGACGCCCUGGCCGCCAUCACCGUCGCCUCUCUCUACAUCCCCAUGUGCUUCUCCUUUGCCAUCCUGGGCAAGGUGGAGCCUGUCAACGGCCUCUACGCGUUCAUCGUCCACCCGUUCAUCUACUCGCUCCUAGGCUCCAGCCCGCAGAUGAUCGUCGGUCCCGAGGCCACGGGUAGUCUCAUGGUCGGCGCCAUCAUUCAUCAGGUGCAGACCACCGCCUCGGGAGAUCAGCCUGGCUUCGUCGGGGAGAAUGCGCACAUUUCCGGCGUGGCCACGGCGAUCGCCGGCGCCAUGCUCCUCAGCGCCGGGCUGGCGAGAAUUGGCUUCGUCGACAGCGUGCUCAAUCGCCCUUUCAUGCAAGGGUUCAUCGCGGGCGUCGGCUUCGUGCUGGUCGUCGAACAAGCCAUUCCCGAGCUGGCACUGUCGCAGUUGGUGGAGGAGGCUGGCAUCGCCCACUCCAGUUCCAUCGUCAAACUGUGGUUUCUGUUGACUCAUCUCAACAAAGCCCAUUUCCUGACCGCAUUGAUCUCAAUUUGCAGUCUAGGCUUCAUCUUAGCCACCCGCUUUGUGCAAAAAUCGCUCCGAGCAGAAUAUCCGUCCGUGUCUCUCUUCCCCGAUCGCCUUCUCGUCAUCAUUGUCACUACCACUCUCACCGCCAAACUGGCCCUGCAGGAUCGUGGCUUGGACAUACUCGGGUCGCUUGGAUCCUCGACAUCAUCCAUCCCGACCUUACGAUGGCCACUGCAAAGUAUGGAUGAAAUCGAAAUGGUGUUUAGCACGUCAUUUCUCAUCGCUCUCCUGGGAUUCUUCGAGUCGUCCGUGACCGCGAAAAGCUUGCGUCCGCCGAAAGAUGCUCUCCAGGCCACGUCCCUCAGCGCCAAUCGCGAGCUCAUCGCCCUCGGCGCCGCGAACAUGGUCGGCGGCGGCUUCUGCACUUUGCCGGCCUUUGGUGGCUUCGGGAGGAGCAAGCUCAACGCCCAGACGGGCGGCACGACGCCGAUGAGCAGCAUGCUGCUCAGUCUGAUCAGCCUGUUGUGCGUCUUCUUCGUAUUACCCUACCUCUACUACGUUCCCAGGGCGGUUCUGUCAGCCAUGGCAUCGGCGGUCGGCAUUUCCAUGAUGGAAGAGUGCCCGCACGAGAUUCGCUUCUUCCUCAAAGUUCGAGGCUGGGGCGAGCUCUUCCUGAUGGCCGCAGUCUUCCUCGCCACGGCCCUCUACUCCAUGUCUCUCGGCAUCACAGUGGGCAUCCUCAUCACCCUGUACAACCUCGUCAAGCACUCCACGCGCUCUCGGAUUCGCGUCUUAGGGCGAGUCCCCGGCACGAAACACGCAUUCGAAGACGCGGAUCUCGCCCCCGACGGAGAUCGAUUCGACCACACCUUGAUCGUGCGGAUCCCAGAGCCGUUGACUUUCGCCAACGUCGGCGACCUGCGAACGCGCUUGGGACGUUUCGGCCGCUACGGCACGCACGCUGUGCAUCCAUCCUUGCCGCGGAUCCGCAUUGAAGAUCGGUGCUUGAUUUUCGACGUCCAAGGCUUGACGGAGAUUGACGCGUGCGGCAUUCAGAUCAUGACGGAGAUUGUGCAGGAGCACACGGCGAAUGGAACGCAGGUGAUGUUUUGCCGGCUGCGGCCCGGCGAUGUCAUGGAGAACUUUAGAAUCAGCGGCAUCAUCGACAUCUGCGGCGGACCAAAGUACUUCGUCGAUAGCGUGGACGAUGCGCUGAGGAUCGCUGGGAUGGAGAAAUGA
Neohortaea acidophila is the source of this 1854-nucleotide messenger RNA. RefSeq names its product sulfate transporter. The record is from RefSeq and is a predicted model, not a curated record. Gene Ontology annotation, biological process: transmembrane transport. Gene Ontology annotation, cellular component: membrane. Gene Ontology annotation, molecular function: sulfate transmembrane transporter activity. NCBI's taxonomy places the organism in Eukaryota, Fungi, Ascomycota, Dothideomycetes, Mycosphaerellales, Teratosphaeriaceae. The transcript has 2 exons. Bases 1 to 1854 code for a protein of 617 amino acids.